AUGGCACAGAAAAUGUCGCGGAAUCUUGUGUCUGGAAACUUUGAGAUGUCCAGCGACUUUGGUAUCAUGAUUCAUGAUGUGGCCGACCUCAUGACCAUCUUAACGGUCAUAUCAAAGGACGCUAUGACCCCUUCCUCCCCUCUGACCUCUGGACUGUCAGGUGCAGGUAUCCCCAUAGCGAAUGUCGCCGCUCGAAGGUUACACUUUGGGGGUCAAAGUCUUGCUGGUGGUCAGUUGCCGCUGAUAACGACGCCAUCCACUUUUGACUGGUGGAGUGCGGAAACGACAGUUCCUGCUGCGUCUUUCCCUGACUUCACUAGCAUGGUUCGAGAGUUCAAACUCCUGCGUCUCGGGGCUUCAACUUCCUCGUCGAUCGUGCCACCACCAUCACAUCAAGUUCUACGACGGUCGCUCAUGGAGAAUCAACUCAGUUGGAACUUGCAAUUGAACGCAUCACUUCUUUCACUCAUCUCCGUGCAUCCGAAGCCUACCACAGAGCAAUAUAACCCCUCAUCCUCUUUCUUGCCAGCGCAAUCAGUCCAUAUUAUGGCCACAUCCCUCAAGGUCGACACCGAGCAGCCAUAUGCUACCGCCGCCCCUCUGGCGACAUGAUGACCUUGGCAUGCAGAUAUUGCGGCCGUCCAGGUUUGCGUCACUGCCUUGACCCAAAUGUUCUCGGCGGGUAACAAUUUGGUGUACUGAGCACGGGAAUUCACCGGUUUUGUGGCUUUUGACUUCGAUCAUGAUCAUCAUCUUCAACCAGUACCGGAGUCUUAAGUUUUCCCCGGACUUGUUAGCCACUAUUGCCGCUGUCGGAAUACGGUAGAUCCUGCGAAGAAGGGCUGUACAAUACGCACAUGUAAAAGUUUGAGCUGGG
Molecule: messenger RNA, 877 nt
Organism: Guyanagaster necrorhizus
Lineage: Eukaryota; Fungi; Basidiomycota; Agaricomycetes; Agaricales; Physalacriaceae
Exons: 5
Coding region: 1-612 (203 amino acids)
Source: RefSeq, a predicted model, not a curated record